Molecule: messenger RNA, 2504 nt
Organism: Chironomus riparius
Lineage: Eukaryota; Metazoa; Arthropoda; Insecta; Diptera; Chironomidae
Source: the annotation of a GenBank genome assembly
UGCUUACUUAUUGUGAAAAAAUUUUAAAAGUAUCGUAAAUAGUCGGCGUAAAUUUGCAAAUUAACUUAAUUAUAGUGAAUAUUUCUGCUAUUUAGUGCGAUAAGCUUGUAAACAACACAAAGUACUAUACAUAGAUCGAUGAGAACGUUAGAGGAAGUCGUGAAUUUAGGCGUAAAACAUGAGUCAUAAAAGUGGCAUAUUGAAAGUCAAAUCAAAAUACGACACUUCCAAAACAGUUGAAUUUUUGGUAUUUGGCUAUCAUUGUAAACUAUAUAGAGAUGACAAAAAGGCAUUAGAGCUUGAUAGAGAGAGUCAUUUAAUACCAGCACCAUACGAACAAAAAGAUUCCAUUUCUAGAUGCAUUGAAUGAUGAGUAGCGAUGAUGAUAAAAAAAUGGUUGGUAUAGAUGGUAAUUAUUGCGAUGUUCCAUUUUAUAUAUAUAUUUUCUAUUACAUAUGUUAAUUGAUUUUAUGAUAAUAUAGAAGAGGCAGUGCUAUAGAGGAAGAUUUGGAUUAAAAACAUCGAAUCCAUCUUUUCCACUAAUUUAGGCCAGCCAAUUAUUCUGAAUGAUAACUCAAAUUCAGAUAUAUUAUCCUUUCCACCAAAUAAUUAAUGCAGUUUUCUUGUUCUCUCGAUUUCUUUCAAUUUACAUGACUAGAUAUGACGUGCGAGCAACAUUAUCCGAAAUAACACCAUAUGAAUCAUCAUCAAAUAGUUAUAUCAAUCGAUUAGAUGGCUUAUCUCCUGCAGAACAACAAGCAGAACUUUUGGCUGAAGAGGAACGAUACUAUAGUCUCUACAAAAAUGAGGUUGAAGAGGAAAUGUACAAGGAGGAACUGGAAAAACGACAGGCAACAGCAGGAUAUAAUCAAGUUGAAUUCAGUUAUGAUGAAGUUAAGGAAAUUGGACCAAAAGAGUCGUCAGACGUGACACAAGAAGAGAAUGAGGAAAGUGACGAUACACCGUUUAUGCCAGGCGAGAAUCUGAAUUUACCGAGUGACAUGGAAUAUCCAAAUACAGUAAAAUUAAAUCAAAUCAUCGAAAAGACUGCUAAAUUUAUAUCAUCGCAAGGUCCACAAAUGGAAAUUCUUUUAAAGACAAAACAGUCAUCAAAUCCACAAUUUGAAUUUCUCAAUCAUAAUGGACAGUAUAAUGCAUACUACAAGCACAUAUUAUCGAUGAUUAAAAGUAAUACAUAUCCAUGGCAGCAUAGUAAAAUAAAUAAUGAGAACAGCAUGGAUGAUAAUUCAAAUACAAAUGACUCGAAAUUCGAUACCGAAGAGGUGGCAACAACAUCGACAAUAAUUAUACCAAAAAUGCAGUUCAAACCAUCUGCAGAUUGUGCUUAUACACAACUCAUUAGUAAAAUAACAAAAGCACCAAUCUCAGAAUUGGAAAGGAAGCAAGUAGAAGAAGAGAAAAGGCAACAAAUUGUCACAAAUUCAGAACCAUCAAAAAUAAUUGGUGGAUCACUAAGUCUUGUAGCUAGUUACAAUUCAGACAGUGAAACAGAUAAUGAAGAAGACGAGAAUGAAGCAGAAGAAUAUAAAGGUCCAAUUCCGCCAUCAGAAAUUCAAAUUGUAAUCGAUAAGACUGCAACAUAUGUCGCAAAAAAUGGACCUGAAUUUGAACAAAAAUUGAUUUUUAAACAAGAUCCAAGAUUUCAGUUUCUGCAUGAGAAUAAUGAAUAUAAUUUGUAUUAUAAGAUGAAAGUAAAGAGUUUUCAACCAUCUAAUAGCAUUAACGCAGUGCCUCAAGCAGCAUCAAGCACAAAAGUCAUUGAAGCACCGAAAAAAGAGGAAAUUGUUCUUCCAAAACCCCCUCCAGCGCCUGUUUCAUUUUCGAUAAAAACAAAGGAUGAACGACCGCCAUUAAAGUCAACGAGUAUGCAAAAUAGCGACGAUGAAAGUAAAGAGAAUUGUCAUAAUGUUCCUCAAGCGCCAAGUCCGCCUCAAAUAACGACGAGCAUCGAAGAAGAACUCGAACGACAAGUUGAUAUUAUAGCCACAGAACGUGAGGAGAAGCUUGCAAAAGAGAGACUAAAUGAUAAAUUAUUAAAUGCAGCACGAGAAAAAUUGGGAAUGCUGCCGAAGGAAAAAAUGUUGCAAAUUGAACGGAAAAAGAAAGCAAUGAUGUUCAUCAAUCAAAUUAAAGGCUCUAAUGGCAGUUCAAAUGGUAGUGGAAAUAAGAGGGAGGAUGAUGUCAUAAAUCUCACGCAUUGUGGCGAGGAUUCAAAUGAUUCUGCUUCUGUUAAGUCGGAGAAAUCAAGAUCUAGGAAAAAUUCAUCAUCGCGAAGUUCCAGAUCUACAUCUCGCUCAUCAAGAAGCAGCGAUUCAUCGCCAAAAAGGAAACGUUCUAAGAAAAAGUCUCAUAGGAAAAGGAAGUAUCGAAGAAGUAGAAGUCGAAGCAGAUCACCUGGACGAUAUAAGCACUCAAAGAGAUGGUAGAUUUGUUUUGGUCCGAGAAUCUUAUUAAUGAUUAAGUAUGAAAAAUAAAGUUUUUUU